AUGGAUGCAUGUUUGAGUAGGUUACCUUCAGUGAAGGUUUAUAAAGAUUUCGACGUUUUGGGGGGACUGUCGACCGAUGAACCCCUGGCCGCUAUGCUCGUAAAUGAUGUACUGCUGGCAUUGCAGCCAUACUCACAGAGCGAUGGUUGUGCAAAGAAGAUUGGCUAUGCUUGGUACCAUGGAGUAGAAAAAAAGCAAGGGAGAUCAUUGCUCGAUGAUAAGUAUUGCGGUGCAUUAUAUUUUUGGAUAGGGGAACAGGUCUUUAAGGAAUUAAAAGGGCAGAAUAGUCAAUUUCAGAAUGUUAUGGAAAAGGUUUAUAAAGCAUUAAAGUCAUCCUGUUCUAAUAUAACAUAUAAUAAACUGUACAGUAGGAACAAUGAAAGCGAUUUUAAAAAGAGAAAAACCAUCUUUGACUACUGGAACAACCAUGAAACUAUAAAAAAUUACUUAGCGGAAGGCAAAGGCUCCUGUGGGGGAAAAUAUUACAAUUAUCUGGACAAAAUUGGCAAUGACUAUAAUAAUAUGAAUUCACAUUGCGCAAGUCACACAGAUGAUGAGUUCUGUAAAAAAAUUAAUGAUAUAUUUGUUGGUGACAACAACAAUCCAAACGAAGUGAAGUCAAAAUGUUUAUCUAAACAUAAGAACAAUUUUACAUCCUUGUCAGACGUGGCAGAAGAAGGUGAAGAUUCAAAGAAAUUACCUUCAGAACAAGCAUAUGAUCUAUUAGAUGGAGGUCCAUGGUGUAGUGUACUUCAUGGGGUACAGAAGCAGAAUGAGGAGCAAACCAUAAAGGGGGAGCUGGAAAAAAUAUUGAAUGAGUACACGGACAUUCCUAAUAAUAAGAAUGGAGACGUGGCUAAUGAAAUUCUACAAAACUACUGUUACGCAUGUUGGAUGAGGGAACAAUUGGAGUCGAAAUCGCAGCCCGAUAAUGAUACACCUUGUUACUUUUUGUUCUUCUGGAUAUUUAAUGAAAUAAAGGACAAAUUGAAGAGAGUUGGAACUUUUCAUAAAGCCAUGAACGCUAUUUACGCAGUACUGCAGACAUUCUCUUGGAAUGGUAUAAGCAAAAACAGGAAUAAGUGCACUAAUAUAUACCCUCAUAUUAUGGAAUCUUUCUGCCAAGUGCUUAAAAAAUUUUUUGAUUACGAAUAUAACAUUAAAGCUAUAGAGAAGAAACCGGAGUGUAAUAAAUAUUUCAGUUCACAGUACACCAAAGAUCGUGCGAAUGCGGAUGAAGGAUAUAAAUUGUCAUGUAGUCUUUGUAACGAUGGUACGAGUGAAUAUUGUAAUGAAUUUAAAGGGAAAUAUAUAAGCACUGGGAAGUGCACCCCCAUACCGAAACUACCGGCACUGACGUGUCCAGUCAGACCACCUGUAGCAGUCAAACCUGCUACUGCAGCAAAACCCGUUGCUGCUAAACCUGCAGCCACUGGAACUUGCAAUCCAAGUUCCUCGGGGCAUGGUUCUGUUUGCGGAGACAACGUCGUAGAUGGUUUCUACGGUGGAGAAGGAAAGGGAGGAAGUGACGGUGGUGGUAGUCAUAGAAAAGAAGGGGAAGAAGGUGAUGAUGGUGUGGGUGGUAUCGUGCCUGGUGUUUCUGGUGGACUUGCUGCGAUAGGAUUACCAACAAUCAUGCUCCUCUUAUAUAAAUACACUUCCCUACCUCUUUUGCUUCGUAACAAAUUUGGAGAAAGUAACAGUGAAGGAAGAAAAAGAAGGAAAAGGUCAAACCUACAACACGAUAUUGAUGACACAUUAACAGAGUACGGUUCUACGGACUAUUCAAAUUCCGAUCUAACGGACGAUUCUUCUUCUUUAUACACUACUACAACUACCACACGAUCAUCAUCCAACAGAACGAACAGACGAAGGAAGAAUAUUAAUUAUGCAGAACUGACGGUGGAUGAUUUGAAUCUAUUACCCUCACAGAAGAAAUAUGCCGAAUUUAACACAGGAUGGAGGAGUUCUUAUAGCGGAUUCUGUAAUUCGUCUGUAGAUGUGAAACCUAAAAUAAAGAGUACAUUAUCCGCAUAUCAGGGUCAUGAUCAAUAUGCAGAACAAAUUGUAAAUAUCUAUUGUUAUGCGUCCACCAUGGAUAGCAACAAUCCCUAUGGUACAUGGUGUCAAUAUUUUUAUUUUUGGCUAGGACAUUUAUUAAUUAACACAUUAAGAGUUGACUCAUAUGUGAACACUAUGGACAGAAUCUAUGGGGACCUCAAAGGAGUUUUAAAUGGGAAGAAGUGUGCACUUAUGUACAAUAAUAUUAGCAAAGAUAUUUUCCCCCAAGUGAAAAUACAUUUCGACUACGAACAGGACUACCCAACCUUACAAUCCCAAUUAGGAACUGAUGGUAAAAAGUCUUGUAAUGAUGAAUAUAACCAACACUUAGAUGCCAUUAAGGAAGCAUGCAAAAAUGUUACCGCAGAUUGCACAACGGGGACAGGGAAGAAUGCUAGUGGACAAUAUUGUGGCAAGUUCAAUGCAAAGAAAGGGAAUGAUGGAGAUUACUGUAAAAAUGAGAUUCUGCAGAAAUUACACUGUGAGGAAGUAACUGUACCACCAACUGAAGGGGAAACUGUGCAUGUUGUGUUUAGCCAAGGUUCCUCUAUGGGAGGGGGAGAUGGUGGCAGCUCCACCACCAGCACUGGUACAGUUGUUUCUUCCACACUAGGCACCGCAUUAGUAGGACUGCUCGCCAUCACAUUUUUUCUAUAUAAGCUUCAGAAGGAAUUACCUUCAUGGAAGGAGUUUUAUGAUAAGUUCGAAAACGCUACUGAGUACACAUGUAGUUCUAAUGGUAAAUUAGCAGAUUUGGAGAAACCGUUGAGAGAUGCUUUAAGUGGGUAUCCCACAAUUUCUCCCUUAACGGGAAAGAUUGUAAAAGCUUAUUGUUACACGAGUAAGAAGGAAGAAGAAUAUGCGUCCACAGGGGACAAGGCACAAUACAAAGGUGCACCCUGUAAAUUCUUUUACCACUGGAUAGGGGAACAAGUCUUUAGUAGUACAGUGAAAUAUAGUGUAAGGGGCGCUUUAGAUAUAAUUAACGAUAAAUUAAGUAGCAUUGGAAAUGGUCAUGAGUGUAAUUUUAAUUACAAAGAUAUUGAUAAGGACCCUCUCGAAGGGGGAAAGGACCUCUUCGGAAAUAGGAAAAAAGUGUUUGAUCAUUACUAUGACUAUGAAGGUAUAAAACAGUAUUUACGCGGACGUGAAUAUGAUUGUGCAAGGGAAAAAGAAGAGUACAAAGCGGACGUUGAGGAAGCAUGUGAAGAAGUGAAACAAUAUUGCUCAGCUGGAGGGCAAGGUAAGAAUAAUAAUGAUCCAUAUUGUGACGAAUUCACUGACAAGUAUAUACAGUACUGUGAGGAUGAAAAGUUAUCAGAAUUGGAAUGUGAAUCAAAUGCUCUAGUAGUGAGUGUUCAAGUUCAGCAUACCCAUGAUCCUGCUGAGGAGAAGGGCUUUCAGGACAUUCAAGCAGCACCUGCACCAACCUCCUCUGAAGGUAGCAAUACUGCGGCUCCUAUCAUAUCCUCUAUAAUCCCAAUAGUUGGACUCCCUACCAUCCUAUUUUUUUUAUAUAAACAGGACCAGAAUCACUGCAGUGAGGAUAACUUACCCUCCAGAAGAGUAUAUAAAGCAUUUGAACAUAAGAAUGGUGGCAAACAUCAACAUACAUGUACGGAAAUGAGCACCUGGACAACAGAAAUAGAAAGAAUUUUAGAUAAGAAAUUAAGUAAUCAGUGGCAACAUGAAGCAAGAAAAUAUGCAACAGAAAUUGCCCAAGCUUGGUGUUUAAUAUGUACAAUGAAUAAAGAGAAGGAACAACAAUUAUGUACAAAAGUGUGUGACUUUUUUUACUUUUGGUUGGAACGUAUGUUAUCGGGAAAAUUGCGUAGUUUAUCUGCUAAUGUUCAGGAUAUUAUGAAGGAAAUCUACAGCAAAUUGGAGGGAAGCUCCAGCGGCAACCAAUGUACUUAUGAAACUAUGCACAAAACUAUUGGCGAGACACUUCUCCCUCAGAGGAAAAAAGUAUUUGAUUAUUACCACGACUAUAGAAAUAUAUGGAAGGAAUUGAAGGUUUGCACGUCUGAUGAUUCCUCUUGUACAGGGAAAUAUGACACUUACCUAAGUGAAGCUACUACAGCUUAUAGUAUGGUAAGUGCAAAUUGUGGGAAUGGGGAAGAAACAAAUAAUAAUGAUGACUUCUGUAAAAAAUUUAAGGAAAAGUUCGACGGCAAUGGUAAUGAUGGUAAAAUUCCCAAACCAGGGGACUUGAAGUCUAAAGCUAUGGCAGACCAGGAACCUCCAUCCGACGACGAAGGGGACGAGGACGGAGCAAAUCUGGUUAAUUGCUUAACACAGUUGUCUUCAGUAGUUGCUGCAUUACCACAGCAUAAGGAAAUUACAAAGGAAGUAACCUCUACAACUGUAGAAAAUCCAUCAACCUCCACCCCUACAAUUGUUUCUUCCGCCGCUGCAGCAUUAAUAGGAUUACCAACGGCUGCUUUCUUCUUAUAUAAAGUAAAUACAACUGCAAUUACCACUAUUAUAAUCUUCUACCUUCUGGAAUACAUAACGCCUUUUUUGGAGGAGGAGAAAGGAACAACAACAGGAAUAGAAACACCUAUUUUAUAUUCAGAUUGGGUAUAUGAUAUGUUCAAUAAAGGAUGCGGUACGUGCGAUCCUGAUAAUCGCAUGGACUCGUUGGAGACCAAAUUUCGAGAUUCCGAAAAACUGAAGAUAUUAAUGGAUAUAGUUAAAUACGCCUGGUGUUUCGUAUCCAAAAUGAGGGAAACGAAUAUGGAAGAUAAUGAUAUAUGCAACUUUUUUUAUUAUUGGUUGGGGGAUAGGGUAAAGGAGAGCGUGGGGGAAGGGAAUUUUUCAAGUUCCAUGGAUAAUGUGUACGCUGCGCUGAAAGAAGUUCUUGAUGGAAAUGAAUGUAACUGCAAUCCCCUAAAUCAGCAUAGUAAGUGGGAAAUUUUCGAGCAAGAGAAAAAAAAAUUCGACUUGAAGCACAACUAUGAACCAGAACCGACAAAAUUACAGAGUUAUUAUGAUUCUUGCGACAGCCAGUAUCGGCAAGAAGAUGGACGAAAAACUCCCCCUAAUGUUCCUUCUGCUUCUGAUGUGAAGAAACAAUGUGCUAACAGCGGUGGAAGUGAUCCUAAUAGCUCAUAUUGUACCAAAUUCUGGGAGAAAUAUAGCGAUUACUGUAAAAAGGAAGCAUCUUCUGGAUUAUAUACUUCUUUAUUCGAUAUGGUAAAGAAUUCCUUCUUUGGGGACAGUAACAACAUCACAAAUAACAGGAACAGUAACAGUAGAAACAGGGGAAAAAGAUCAAUCAGAUAUGAUUUUGACACUCUAACAUCAACGGACGACACCUCUACUGGACGUUCAACAAUAGGAAUAAUGGCACCCGAUGACGAUGUAAUUCCAUUACCCUCAGAAGAAAUAUACAAAGAAUUCGAUGGAAGGAAUAGGAGUUGUACAGGAGUACGUGAGGGGCCGGAAUGUAACCAGGCAGUGAGAACGAAAGUGUUGAACACCUUAAAGGUGUACGACAGGGAAGUACUAGGGAAAGAUGAAACCUUAGCCAGUGGAAUUGUACAGAACUACUAUUAUGCGUGUAGAAAGGACACAGGCAAUCAGUCCGAUAAUGCACUUUGUUAUUUUUUGUUCUUCUGGAUUGGUGACAAAAUAAAGGACAGAUUGAAGACAAAAGGUACUUUUGGGAAGGGCAUGGACGCUAUUUACGCAGAAUUGGGGAAUUUCCCAUGGGACAAGGGUAUAAGCAAAAAAAGGGUGUGCACUAAUAUAUAUCCUAAUAUUAUGGGAUUUAAAUGUGAAGCGCUUAAAAAUUUUUUUGAUUACAAAUAUAACAUUAAUGCUUUGCGGGAAAAUUCGAAUUGUAAUGGAUAUGUCGGUACUUUAGAGCAAACCGCAAUUAGCGGGAAUGUUCAGAAUAUAUAUUCAUGGUCAUGUGGUAUUUGUACGAGUGAUGACAUUGAGUAUUGUAAAGACUUUAGGCAGAACCACAGCAACUGUAGUACUGAGCCACUACCAAAAUUAACAUGUACUCCACAGGCACCACCGAUACCUCAACUUCCGCAAACAUGCCAAGAUAAAGGACUACCCUCACAGAUGGUAUAUUGCCAGAUCGGCGAAGCGCAGGAGGAGUAUAACGAUAGAGAACAGUGCAGAACGGAAGGAAUAAGAACUGAUCUGGAUAGUAUAUUAACCAGGUAUGGGGUCCUAGGGGAUUAUGGGGAUCAAAUUGUACAUGGCUUCUGUUAUGCAUCUAAAGCAAGGGAACCUCCGAAUCCCAGUAAUGAUUGGUGUUCUUAUUUUUAUUAUUGGCUGCAUAAUUCGUUACACACAAUGAGGGAACCUGAUAAAAACUUCGAAACAAUAAUGAAAGGCAUAUACGAAAAAUUGAAGCAACUGAAAGUUGAUAAGCCAUGUACUAAUUUUUAUGAUGGAGGGAGGGGCCACAUCCCUUGGGACAUUUUCACCCAAAUGAAAAUACUAUUCGAUUAUCAAAAGGAUAAAAGUACUAUAACUGAGGAACCAAAAGGUGAAGGGGGACUUUGUUCUGCAAAACAUGAAACAUACCUACGGACUGUAAAGUGUGCCUAUGAAACUAUACAGAAGAAAUGUGUAGCAGACGGGAGUCAUGAAUGGUGUACUCAAUUUAAACAGUGGUUUUCGGAUUAUCAGAAUCAGCAUGAAUUAAAAUUUGGGUGUACAUUGAAUAAUAAAGGGGAAUGCGCACAGGAAGGAAGUAGUUCUGACUCCACAUUCCAGGCGGAUUCAUUCCAAUCCAAUAGUGAAACCACCAUUAUAUCCUCUGCACUAGGCACCAUAGCAGUAGGCCUUCCUACAAUCGCGUUCCUUUUAUAUAAAGUAAUGACUGAAGAAGGAAUAAUAAUAGAAGUGCAAGGAAACAUAGGAAUAUUCCUUAUGAACGUAUGUAAUGGUGAGUGCAAGGUGGAUCAAUUACCCUCCAGAAAAAUAUAUGCAGCAUUAGGAAAAAAUGGCAAACAUACAUGUACAACUAGCACUUCUAUGACGGCAGAAAUAGAGAAUAUUUUAUGGGACAAAUUGAAGCAUCAGUGGCGACAGCAGUCAUGGAUGUAUGCCCAGAAAAUUGCCAAUGCAUGGUGUUUAUUAUCUACAAUGAAUACAAAGAAGGAACAAUCACCACCUUGUUCAGUAAUUUGUGACUUCUUCUAUUUUUGGUUGGGAGACCAACUGCAUGGAAAAUUGCAAGGAGGACAUAAUGCACUUAAAAGUGCUAUACAAAGCAUCUAUACUAAGUUGAGCGAUGAUGCCAACAACGGUCCAUGUUCUCACAGUUUUUUGCAAAGUACUAUGAGUACAGAAUUUUUAUCUCGUCGAAAAACCAUCUUUGACUAUUAUUACGACUACCGAACCAUAUGGAAGCAAAUAAAAAAUUCCCAAGCGGAGAAGUCUUCUUCUUGCACUAAUGCAUACGACACCUACCUAGUUGGAGCUGAUGGAGCUAAGGGAGUUGGUGGAGCACAAAAUGCUUAUAAUAUGGUAGGAGCAAACUGUGGGACUGAAAAUCAUCAUGACUUCUGCAAAAAAUUUAGAGCGAAGUUCAAAAAGGAUGGUGCUAAGGGAACAAUUCCAGAACCAUCAAAAUUGAAAGAACAAGCGCAGUCUGGAGGGGAUGACCCUCCAUCAGACACAUCAGUCGAAGGGGAGGACGGGAAGAAUGAUCUUAGUUCCUGUUUGGAAGAGCUCUAUUCAGUAGUUGUUGCAUCAUCGAAGGAGACAUCAUCACAUCAUUCAACAUCACUACAGAAGGAGGGUAAUGAUAGUGGUAGUGGUAUCGUACCUGGUGUGGUCACUUCUGCAGUUGGCACCACAUUAGUUGGUCUUCCAUUAGUCACUGCCCUUUUAUAUAAAGUAAUGAGCACUAUAUUUGGAAAAGCGUCUACAACAGUAGGUUCUAUGGAAGAUGAAUCUACUAUAUACAAUAGGAGACCAUUACCCAGAGGAGCAGGGAAUAAUAAUGCACCAAGUCAUCACCGGAAGAAUGUGGCUUAUCAUCGUAUGGGUCUUUAUAACUUUUAUGAAAAAAUGGACUUUGUAGUUUUGUCCCUGUAAAAAAAUAUUAACGGUACGUUAUCCUUCCUAUUCAAAAUGGGAACAUUCGCAUAUGCACACAUUACAUAUUACACGUACAAUAAGCAAGAUUUAGAGGAUGUACGUCCAAGUAGAAUUAUUUAUGGUAGAUUCAAUAACACAUGGGGCCAACGGCAAUAUCGGAAGUGUAGAGAAGGGUUGAAGGGUAGGUUGCAUGUAUACCGUGGUAUGGAGAAUUACAUGGAUAAAAUCGUGGCAGCCUGGUGCUAUGUAUCUAAUAUGGGAGAGGAGGAUACAUUCCAUGGGGAACGUUGCUAUUCCUUAUAUUAUUGGAUGGGAAAAGUACUAUCUGAAAAUUUAGAACAACCCAAUUCAUUCCAAAAUGAUAUGGAUAGCAUUUACCAGGAACUGCAGGAAUCAAUUAGUACUGGUGCAUGCGGUAUUAUAUAUAAGGACAAUGCUGACGCAACACUCUUUAAUCAGAGAAAAGAAGUGUAUGAUUACUUCCGGGAUUAUUCAUCUGUGUUGGCUAAAUUAAAUGACUUCCGUUCCUAUGGAUCCCGUUGUACGGAAAAAUGUUACGAAUAUCUACAGGCUAUUGUUAAGGCUUAUAAUUCACUAAAGGGUGAAUGUAAUGGUAAGGAAGGUGGUUUCUGUAAAGAUUUCAAUAACACAUAUAAAAAAGUCAUUGAAAAGGACCUAUCAAAAUUAACAUGUACUAAAGUGGAGGACGAACACGACGAUGGUGAACCAGGAAUAUUAGGGAAGAAUAAUUUGGAAAGUUUACCCUCAGACCUAUUCUAUUAUAGCAGAUUCAACAGUAAAAGAGGUGAAUGUGAUGAAAAUGAUUCCUGGAGGAAAGUAGAAAGUGAAAUAAAGCGUUAUCAGGGUAUUCAGAAUUAUACCGAAACAAUUGUAAAAGCCUUAUGUAAUAUAUCAAAAAUUGAUGGAAAAUACAUAUUUUAUAAUGAACGCUGCAAUUUUUUCUAUUUUUGGCUGGGGGAUUUAUUAUUUAAGAAUCUGAAGGAGGUCAGUGGAUUCAAAAGGGAUAUGGAACAAAUUUACGAGAAUUUGAGUCCAUUGACUUCUACGAACAAGUGUAAAAAUCUAUACCCUACUAUUGACGGAGCAACCUUCAACCACCGAAAAACCAUAUUUGAUUACUCCCACGACGAACAAACCUUACAAACGCAAUUGAAUACUGCCAAAACUGAUGGGUCUAAAUGUGACAAAGCAUAUUAUGAUCACCUAACGGCCAUUAAAUCAGCAUGUUCUGCUGUAAGUACAUACUGCACAACAGGGGAUAGGCAAGGCAGUGAUGCAUAUUGUGCAGAAUAUGGUACAAAGUAUAAAACAUUCUGUGAAGAUGAGGCCAAACUGAACAAAUUAACAUGUACGAACGUGGAUGAUGAGGACGAACUUGACGAUGGACACAUAUUAGGGGAAAAGCAGUUGGGCCGAGUGAAAUCAGCAUUAAAGUAUUAUGAAGAAUUAGAUGCAGGUUUAGGAAACUGUGGUAAUCAUACUAAUAGUGUCGUCACAAAUAUAGCGAACACCAUAAAGCAAUAUACUAAUAUUGAAAAUGGUGCAAAGGAGAUUGUAAAUGGUUGGUGUUCCGCACAUAAGAAAUGGGAGAAGAGCAGUCCCCCCAAUGAUGAGUAUUGUAAUGUUCUUUAUUAUUGGUUAGGGGAUACAUUAUUGAAAAAGAACACACAUGUCCGUCGUUUAUGGGAAAUUAUGAAGGACAUUUAUCCAAUAUUAAAGGGGUGGAAUUCUAUUGGAGGGUGCACUAACAUAUACCCAAAUAUUGACAGAGACGACUUCAAACGCAGAAAAGAAAUAUUUGAUUAUUUCCAACAGUGUAAAAUUAUGAAAACACAAUUAGAACAGAGCAGAAGGAGCGCUUUGUCUAACAAAAAAGCAAAAUGCGAACAGAGUUAUUAUACUCACUUAGAAGAUGUGAUCAGUAAUCUCACAACUGCAUGCGCUCAAUGUGCAAGCAAUCGUGAUGACCCAUAUUGUUCGAAUGUCCUAAAAAUGUGUGAACAAUGUAACCCAGAACAACUAUCACAAUUGCAAUGUGAGAAAGUAGGACCCAAAACCGAGGAACUUGAUUCCCAAAACCACGAUCAGGACACUGCAGGAUCAUCCUUCUCUACUGAUCCAAACUCCUCUGAAACAAACAUCACUGCUAUUGCAGUUCCUUCUGCAAUUACAUUAAUAGGAGCUCCAUUAGCUGCUUUUAUGUUAUACAGGGUGAACAACAACACCUAUAUUUAUCAUGAUCACGACAACACCAGCACCUGUUAG
Plasmodium coatneyi is the source of this 10422-nucleotide messenger RNA. Its product is annotated as KIR protein. Bases 1 to 8133 code for a protein of 2710 amino acids. NCBI's taxonomy places the organism in Eukaryota, Apicomplexa, Aconoidasida, Haemosporida, Plasmodiidae. The record is from RefSeq and is a predicted model, not a curated record. The transcript is spliced from 22 exons.